GAUAUGUGCAGCUGGAUUCAAAUGAAGAACGACAACUUCGACUGGACGCGACAGCAGGGAUCCACAUCGUCAAGUGGGACGGGGCCCCAGAGUGAUCACACAACAGGCAAGGGGUACUACCUCUACACAGAGGUGAGUGGAAAGACGGCCAACAAGACUGCCAGAAUUCAGAGCAAGACCAUCACCCCUCGCAUGGUGACCCAGUGUCUGUCUUUCUGGUACCACAUGCACGGCGACCACAUCGGCACACUCAACGCUUACAUCAAGUCCACCCCCACCAUCGGUAGCCCAGUGUGGACCAAGACAGGAGCCCAGGGAUUGAACUGGAACCAAGCACAGAUCACCGUAUCCAGAGGGCACACGCCAUAUUCAGUUGUCAUUGAAGCUGUGACUGCUAACGGGUAUAGGGGAGACAUUGCUAUUGAUGACGUGGGUUUGGCAGAUGGAGCAUGUACAGGAGCAACUGGACCGACUGUCCACACCACUGUCCACCCAGGUCAGGUCGUCAGGAAAUGUGACUUUGAAGAUAAGGCAAUCUGUGGCUACACCCAGGACAAGACGGACACCUUUGACUGGACGUGGACGGCACAUACAACGACCAGCUACGGCACAGGACCUAGCAAUGACCAUACAUAUGGAACAACAAGUGGGCAUUAUCUGUUCACUGAAGCAUCUUCCCGUAGACAGGGAGACAAAGCACGCAUCUUGACGCCGGUCUAUCAUGACAGCCAGGCAAUGUGCGCCCAGUUCUACUACCACAUGUACGGGGCUACAAUGGGAACUUUCAACGUCUAUGCUGAGGUCGGAAAUAGCACAGGUCGACCAUUAUUUUCACGUAAGGGUAACCAGGGCAACAAAUGGAUAGUUGGUCAGGCAACAAUCCCAACAUCCACUGCAACUUCCGCUUUAGGAUACCGGAUGAUGUUUGAAGGCGUCCGAGGCGCAAGCUACAGAUCAGAUAUAGCACUGGACGAUGUCAGUUUCACUGUGGGUGCAUGUUCAAAUCCUGGCGACUGCACAUUCGAAUCUGGUCUGUGCACUUGGAAGAACACUGCCAUUGGAGAUCAGUUUGACUGGACUGAGGACUACGGUGGGACGUCAAGUACCUCUACUGGACCUUCAGUUGACCACACCCUCGGCACGUCAAGAGGCAAGUACCUCUACAUUGAAACCUCGGCCCCACGACUGACUGGAGACAAGGCGUGGCUGGUCAGUGAAAGCUUUUCCCCUGUGACGUCCAGCGGCAGGUGCAUCAACUUCUGGUACAGCAUGUACGGGGCGACAGUCGAUACUCUCAACGUCUACAUCAGAGUGCCAGGGCGAACAGACUACAUGAUCUGGCAUCAAUCUGGUAACCAUGGCAACGGCUGGUUCAAUGGUCAGGCACCAAUCACAGAGAAGACCAAGAGUUACACCAUCGUGUUUGAAGGGAUCCGUGGCAGGAGUUAUUCUGGAGACAUCGCAUUUGACGAUAUCUCCUUCACGACGUCGAACUGUGGAAUACUUCCGACGAAUGCCACUGCUGCUCCACAGACUACGGCACGAGUAACGACACAGGCAGUGGGGAAAGGAGCGUUUCCCUGCGACUUUCAGAACGACUUUUGUGGCUGGGUUCAGAGUACUAGAGCGGACCAAUUUGACUGGACGAGGAACCACGGUGGCACGGGCUCGUAUGGUACUGGUCCCUCAUCUGACCAUACCUUUGCCAACUCCAACGGCUAUUACAUCUACAUUGAAACGUCAGGCUCAAGGAAAACUGGCGACAAGGCUCAGCUGUUCAGUCCCCAGGUCAAGGCAGGGCAGAGCUGUAUCACCUUCUGGUACAACAUGUACGGUGGCAACGUCGGGGCACUCAACGUCUACAUUCAAACAGGACCAGCCAUUCCCUCAAAUCCUACAUGGAAGAGGAGUGGCACUCAGGGCACCCACUGGAUGAAUGGGCAGAUUUCAGUCAACCUCAAGACCCCUUUUAAUGUGGUGAUAGAAGGCGUGAGAGGCAAUGGCUUUCAAGGAGAUAUCGCCAUAGAUGACGUUAACAUCGCCAAUGGCUCCUGUUCAGCAGGAACAACAGUGGGGCCCUCGUCAAAACCAACCGCUGACAAAUGCAACUUUGAGGCCAGUAACCUUUGUGGGUUCACUCAAGACCACUCUGACAAGUUCGACUGGACAAGGGCUGUGGGGUCAACCUCUUCCUCUGGCACUGGACCUGGCAGUGACCACACUUAUGGGACAAGAUUAGGUCACUACAUGUAUAUUGAGACAUCUGCUCCUAGACGACCCAAUGAUGUUGCACGACUGAAUUCCUUCAUAUUGACUGGACCCACCUCACCAACAUGCGUAACUUUCUGGUACCACAUGUAUGGAACUUCAAUCGGUACUCUGAAAGUCUAUGUCUUGAGAAAUGGUGCCAGGGGUUCUCCAGUUUGGCAUUUGUCAGGAAAUCAAGGUAACUCAUGGAACAUCGCGAAGGUCUCUCUCAAGACUGUGUCAAGCAAUACGCCUUACCAAAUUGUCUUUGAGGGCAUCGUGGGAAGAAGCUACCUGGGUGAUAUUGCGAUCGAUGAUUUCAGCGUGACAGCAGGCGCCUGUUCAACAAGUGUGAACUGCAAUUUCGAUAGUGGGCUGUGUUCGUGGCGAAAUGACAAGACCGACAAGUUUGACUGGACUCUCAACAAAGGCACGACGGGCAGUGGAGGCACUGGGCCAACAACUGACCACACCAGUGGACAUGGAAAAUAUGUCUUCAUCGAAGCCUCAGCCCCAAGGGUUUCCGGAGACAAUGCCCGACUCCUCAGUGCCAACAUCCCCGCCUCCAACACAACCUGUUUCCACUUCUACUUCCACAUGUACGGCACCACGGUUGGCACGCUGCGGUUGUACUCCCAGCAGUCAGGCUCGAACCCACUGCCAAUAUGGGAGUUGACAGGGGCCAAGGGAAAUACCUGGCAACAAGGGCAAAUUAAAAUACCACCCACCACAUCAGACUUUAAGAUCAUCGUGGAAGGUGUCCGAGGUGGCAGCUGGACAGGAGACAUUGGCUUAGAUGACGUCACUAUUGACAAUGCAGCUUCAUGCCAAAGGAUUCCCAAUGCAGCAAGACCAACCGUGACCCAGAAACCAACAACUCGAAUAACCACCACAGCCAGAUCAACGCCGAAAUCAACACCCAGCACCAAACCAACACCAAAACCUACAGGUGGCAAGAACUUUAACUGCAACUUUACCUACGACACGUGUGGUUGGACGCAGGACACGAGUGACAACUUCGACUGGGCGAGACAUAGCGGACGUACAACGUCCAGUUUGACCGGACCAUCGGGUGACCACACCACUGGAUCAAGCUUCUACAUGUACAUCGAGACGUCAAGGAAUGGUUACAAUUCUCUCGCUCGGCUUGUCAGUCCACCUCUCACCUUGACCAAUGGUCAGACAAUGUGCCUCACCUUCUGGUACAGCAUGUAUGGCCAAACUAUCAACAACCUAAAAGUCUACUACAAGCGAAGUGGCGCACUGGGGAAUGCCGUGUGGUCAAAGCACGGAACUCAGGGUCCUACAUGGAAGAAAGCUACUGUUGACAUCACGGGAGCGUCUCCACUUCAGGUGGUCUUUGAAGCCAGUCGUGGAACAUCCUACACAGGAGAUAUCGCCAUUGAUGAUAUCAGUGCAGUUGCUGGCUCCUGUUCGGGGUCUUCAGGGACGGCAACAGGAAGCAUCCCGUCCCUGCUGUCGUGUGACUUUGAACCCACAGACAGCUGCGGAUAUCAUCAAGACACUUCUGACGACUUCGGCUGGACCAAGACGACUGGGACAACGGGUUCGGUUGCCACAGGCCCCACUGCUGACCACACCUACGGGACACGUGCCGGGCACUAUUUCUACAUCGAGACGUCAGCACCCAGGAGACAGGGUCAGAAAGCUCGGCUCCUCUCCCCCACCACCCACACUGGGGGGACCAACUGUCUCACGUUCUACUACAGCAUGUACGGGUCGCAGAUCGGCCAGCUGAAUGUCUACACCAAAGUUAACUCCCUAGGGUCACCGAUCUGGACCCGGAAGUCCAACCAAGGCAACAACUGGAAUGUGGCUCAAGUUACGAUCAAACCACAGUUUGCUUUCCAGCUUGUGUUCGAAGGGGUUGUUGGAUCUGGUUACCAUGGCGAUAUUGCAAUUGAUGACGUCAAUGUCACAGCUGGAGCCUGUGUUUCUCCUGGUACGUGCAACUUUGACAAACACACAUUCUGCACAUACAAGAAUGUAAAGGACGGCACAGACGAUUUUGAUUGGUUGCUGCAACGUGGCCACACAUCCUCUGUCAACACAGGCCCCACCGUCGAUCAUAGCAUGGGCAACACGCAAGGAACAUAUGCCUACAUUGAAACAAGUGCCCCAAGGAAAGCAGGUCAGAAAGCUAGACUUUACAGUGAAACGUUUAAACCAACGGGAGCCAACACCACUUAUUGCUACUCGUUUUGGUACCACAUGCAUGGCGCAUCUGUCGGAACUCUGAAGGUCAACUACGUCACCAAUUCUACCUACCCUGGUACCACCUUGUGGCAGCUGUCUGGUAACCAAGCCAACGCAUGGUCAUUUGGGCAGUUCCCUGUUAAAUCGGUUACGGAAUUCCAUAUUAUGUUUGAAGCUACGGUCGGGAGCAGCUAUACUGGUGACAUCGCCAUAGAUCAACUUAACUUCCACCCAGGGGUAUGUGGCCUGACUCCUGGAAAAGCACGCCCCCUCGGGCAGACCACGCCGGCGUCAACCACCCCGAGGUCGACAUACCCACCUACAGCCACGUCAUUGUCUGGAACAAUUAACUGCAACUUCGAGAGCAACAUGUGUGGCUGGACACAGGCCCAUAAUGACCAGUUUGACUGGACUAGACAGAAAGGCACAACAACAUCAGGUGGUACCGGACCGGGAAAUGACCAUACCACUAGAAAGGGGUAUUACAUCUUCAUCGAGACAUCCUACCCCCGACAUAAUGGGGACAAAGCUCGCGUUGUCAGCCCUGUCGUCAACUCCCAGGGCACCAAGUGCCUGCAGUUCUACUACCACAUGUACGGCCCCCACAUCAACGCCCUCAACGUCUACACACAAGCUGGCUCCAACUUGGGCACGGCGAUCUGGACCAAAACCGGCACCCAAGGCAAUAAGUGGAUACAGGGAUCCGUGGACAUAAAUAUAAAGGGACAGUAUAAUGUCGUGUUCGAGGGGGUUCGAGGGGUCAGCUAUCUUGGGGACAUUGCCCUUGAUGACAUCACAUUCAAAGACGGCUUUUGUGAGGGAAAUGGGACAACCCCCAAGCCUGGUACCCUAUCGAAUCCUAUCGGUAAAUGUGACUUUGAGACCCCAUCAAUCUGUGGCUACACCCAGGAUAAGACUGACAGCUUCGACUGGACCAGAGCCAGCCAGACAACAUCAUCAGUUGGAACUGGACCAACUAGUGACCACACCUACGGGACAUCAAGAGGGCACUACAUGUACAUUGAGACAUCAGCUCCACGUCUUCAAGGAGACAUAGCACGUCUCGUGUCUCCCACGUACCCAGCCUCCAAUACUGACCUGUGUUUCAACUUCUACUACCACAUGUACGGUAGCCACAUCGGUACCCUCAACAUCAUGGUAGGUCAGACAGAAUCAUGUAUGGGGGCGUUCCCUGUCGGUACCCUUAACAUCAGGGUAGAUCCAGACAUCAUAACAUAUGGGGGAGUUCAGUGUUGGUACCCUCAACAUCAAGGUAGGUCAGACAGGAUCGCAUAUGGAGAGGUUCCGUGUCGGUACCCUCAACAUCAAGGUCAGACAGGAUCGCGUAUGGAGAGGUUCAGUGUCGGUACCCUCAACAUCAAGAUAGGUCAGACAGGAUCACGUAUUGAGAAGUUCCGCGUCAGUACCCUCAACAUCAAGGUAGGUCAGACAGGAUCGCGUAUGGAGAGGUUCCGUGUCGGUACCUUCAACAUUAUGGUAGGUCAGACAGGAUCGCAUAUGGAGAGGUUCCGUGUCGGUACCCUCAAGAAAAAGGUAGGUCAGACAGGAUCGCGUAUGCAGAGGUUCAGUGUCCGUACCCUCAACAUAGUGGUAGGUCAGACAGGUUCACAUAUGGAGAAGUUCCGUGUCGGUACCCUCAACAUAAUGGUAGGUCAGACAGGAUCGCGUAUGGAGAGGUUCCGUGUCAGUACCCUCAACAUCAAGGUAGGUCAGACAGGAUCUCGUAUGGAGAGGUUGCGUGUCGGUACCCUCAACAUCAAGGUGGGUCAGACAGGAUCGCGUAUGGAGAGAUUCCGUGUCGGUACCCUCAACAUUAUGGUAGGUCAGACAGGAUCGCGUAUGGAGAGCUUCAGUGUCGGUACCCUCAACAUAAUGGUAGGUCAGACAGGAUCGCGUAUGGAGAGGUUCCGUGUCAGUACCCUCAACAUUAUGGUAGGUCAGACAGGAUCGCGUAUGGAGAGGUUCCGUGUCGGUACCCCCAAGAAAAAUGCAAAUGACUUGUCACGUAGUAAUUACCAGAUCGCCUUUGAAGGCAUCCGAGGCGUCAGCUACUUAGGUGACAUCGUCAUUGAUGACAUCAGCAUCACAAGUGGCGCAUGCGCAUCCCCAGGAUCCUGCAGUUUUGAGAAGGGCUACUGUUCAUGGACGAACCUUCAAGGCCAGGAUGACUUUGACUGGACACUUAACUCUGGUCGCACGUCCAGUUUUAGCACGGGGCCAUCAUCUGACCACACUCUCGCCAACAGUGCCGGUAAAUAUGCAUUCAUUGAGACAUCAUCUCCAAGAAGAUCUGGAGAUAAAGCGUGGCUGUCAAGUUCAACAUUCACGCCAUCAUUAAAACGUUGCAUCUCCUUCUGGUACCACAUGAGCGGAAGUCAGAUCGGCACACUCAACGUGUACGUCAUCGUCGGCAACGUCAACACAACAGUGUGGUCUCUCAGUGGCAGUCAGGGCGACAAAUGGCUCAAUGGCCAGGCACCCAUAGCAUCAACGACAUCUUACAGAGUGUACUUUGAAGGAAUAUGUGGUGGCGGAUAUCGUGGAGACAUUGCCAUAGAUGACAUCUCUAUAACCCAGACAACGUGCGGAGUUGUACCUGCUGCAGCUAAUGUAAAUGGAAAUGGUACCAUCGCCCCUCUGACGUUGACGACCGCCACUCCUACACAACCAGCGACGGGCCCCUUCUUCUGCAACUUUGAUACUGGGCUGUGUAGUUGGACUCAGAUGGCUACAGACACGUUUGAUUGGUCAAGAAACAAGGGACCUACGACAUCUGUAGGAACUGGACCCCAGAGUGACCACACCAGUGGACAUGGCUUCUAUCUGUUCAUUGAGACCUCGGCUCCACGAAAGCCCAAUGAUAAAGCUCGAAUCAUCAGCCCCUCAGUAGCGCCCGGAUCCGGCACACAAUGUCUCACCUUUUGGUACUACAUGUACGGCGAUCACGUCAACGCUCUGAACGUCUACGCCAAGACUACACCUGCACUGGGAAACCUCAUCUUCACAGUCAAAGGAACCAAGGGCCCCAAGUGGAUUCAAGCAAGAAUAGACAUUCCAUCUAAAGUUCACUUCCAGGUUGUGAUAGAGGGCGUGGUCGGUCCAAGCUACAGAGGCGACAUAGCUAUCGACGACGUUAACAUCAACGAUGGACAGUGCACCCAAGCAACACCCAGCCCAGGAACAACAACAGGUCUUGACUGUAACUUCGAGAGUGCCUGUACAUACACACAGGACAAGACAACUGACAAGUUCGACUGGACCAGAAACGCGGGAAGGACCAGCUCAUUCGGCACAGGUCCUUCCGGUGAUCACACAUACGGGACCUCUAGAGGUCAUUACAUGUACAUCGAGACCUCUGCUCCCCGAAUUCAGGGCGACAACGCCCGACUUGUGUCUGGCCCCUACACCCCAUCUGGUGCAAACCAAUGUCUAGAAUUCUACUACCAUAUGUACGGAUCCUCCACUGGCAUGUUCCGUGUCUACUUCAAAUCCAACAACAAUCUGGGAAAUGCUGUGUUCACAAAGCAAGGUAGCCAAGGCAACCGAUGGAUUCGAGGUCAAGUGUCCAUUCAAGCAAACACAGCGACGUUCAACGCUGUGUUUGAGGCUGUCAGAGGCAGCUCCUACAACGGCGACAUCGCUCUUGACGACAUAUCUGUGAAAGCAGGGACAUGUGCACAGAAGCCAGGAAAUUGCGACUUUGAAAUCGACAAGUGUAGUUGGAGUAACAUGAAAACGGAUGACUUCGACUGGGUUGUCGGGAGUGGUACGACAACUAGCUCAUCAACUGGCCCGUCUAGCGACCACACAAAAGGCAAUAGUCAAGGAAAAUACCUGUUCAUUGAGACCUCUGCCCCAAGACGUCCAGGAGACAAGGCAUUCCUCCAGAGUGCCUCGUUCAUGCCCACCACGGGCCGAUGCAUGUCCUUCUACUAUCUCAUGUUCGGCGCGACAAUCGGGACACUCAACGUCCUCGUCCAACCACAGAACCAGAAUGCGACUGUGAUUUGGUCUCUCUCUCGACAACAGCUGGGUACAUGGCAACAGGGGGUUGUACCUAUACCUCAACAAGGAGGCAACUACCAGUUGCUGAUUGAAGGGAUCCGCGGCCCCGGCUACACUGGCGACAUCGCCAUCGACGACAUAACCUUCUCAACACAGAACCCUUGCCCUCUGACACCAACGAAGGCUUUGGCAACAACACCAAUGCCGCCCAUAACGACCACAGUUGCUCUUGGAACUGCACCAGGUGGUUUCAACUGCAACUUUGACUCCAAUGCCUGUAGCUGGACACAAGACAAGACUGACGACUUCGACUGGACCAGAAAACAAGGUGGAACAUCCAGCUCUGGAACCGGGCCAAGCUCCGACCAUACAGCCAAAAAUGGCUACUACAUGUACAUCGAGACGUCAUCACCACGACGACCUGGCCAGAAAGCUCGCCUAAUCAGCCCGCCAAUCAUCGGUAAUACACGGAUGUGCCUAGUGUUCUUCUACCACAUGUUUGGCCCCCACAUCAACACGCUCAAUGUGUACUUCUCCAGGAAUGGUACUCUUGGGACCCCCGUGUGGACUAAACAACACACACAGGGCAACGCCUGGAAGAGGGGGACGGUGCAGAUAGCAGGGGGAAGCACAACCGCUUCCGUCACUAAUAUCGUAUUUGAGGGCUUGCGAGGAAUAAGUUACUUGGGAGAUAUUGCAAUCGAUGAUGUCAGUCUCGUCCCAGGUUCCUGUUAUCAAGCAACUGUUGCCCCGAGUCAAGGGAGCAUUCCUGCCUCGCCUAUCGACUGUAACUUCGAGUCCUCCAGCAUGUGUAAAUACUACCAGGACGAAACGGACACCUUCGAGUGGACGAGAAGGUCCUCAGGCACAUCAUCUUAUGGAACUGGACCGAGCAGUGACCACACAUACGGAACACGACUAGGUUCCUACAUGUACGUCGAGAGUUCCGCCCCUCGUCGCUAUGGUGACACUGCACGUUUGUGGAGUCCUACAUUCUCUGCCAAAAAUGGCCGAUGUCUCACAUUCUGGUAUCACAUGUAUGGCGCAACCAUGGGAACACUAUCAGUGUAUGCUGCCCAAAACACCACCAGGGUUAUCCUUGGUUCACCUAUCUGGCACCUCUCUGGUAAUCAAGGCAACAUUUGGAAACAAGAAUAUGUGCAACUUCCGAAUUACAAUUUGAUGCACGCUGUUUUUGAAGGGCGCAUUGGCAGAAGCUACACUUCAGAUGCAGCCAUUGAUGAUGUCAAACUUCUCCAGUCCUGUCCAACACCAGGCGAUUGUAACUUUGAAAGUGGUACUUGCGGAUGGUCCAAUUCUCGCACUGACCAGUUUGAUUGGGUGAGAUUGACAGGAAACGUUAACAAAUAUGGAACCCACCCCAACAAGGGAGACCACACCUUCGGCACAUCCAAAAACGGUUCCUACAUGUACAUUGGAGAUGGUAGAAGCGUUGCCGCCAAGGCCACGGCUGACUUUGUGUCCCAAUCCAUGAGUCCUACUGGAAACACAGGGCGAUGCAUCGUUUUCUGGUUCAUGCAGACUGGCACGUCUUUCGGUUCCAUCACCAUGUACAUAGUGCAGAACUCAACCCGGGUUCCUAUCUGGUAUAUGGACGGGGCUCAAGGAACCAGUGCCUCGGCAUGGGUGUACGGGCAGGCUACCUUCACCAGCACUAAACCUUACACUGUUGUUUUCUCUGUCGUACGUCUUGGAGGCGCCCACGGCUACAUCACUCUCGACGACAUUACCUUCAGACCAGGACAAUGUGCAUUCCUGCCUGCACGGGCAGCAACCGGAUCAUCAGUUGCUCCACAGGCCAUGCUCUCGACGACACCAACACCGCUAACUGCAGCUCCAUCUCCCUAUGACUGUAACUUUGAGACAGGCCUAUGCAGCUGGAAACAAGCAAAGGAUGACCAGUUUGACUGGACUCGAAACAAAGGCGGCACAUCGAGCGGGAACACAGGACCGUCCGUUGACCACACCAAAGGAACAGCCUCUGGGUACUACGUCUUCAUCGAGACAUCGACGCCUAGGGUGAAAAAUGACAAAGCCAGAUUGGUCAGUGCUGUUGUGAAGGACACAACCAUCAAAUGCCUCCACUUCUGGUACCAUAUGUACGGCCCCGAUGUCAACACCCUCAAUGUUUAUACAAUGUCUUCUGGAAAGCUUGGCAGCCCUGUGUGGACCAAACAUGGAACCGUUGGGAACAAGUGGAUGGAGAUUGAUAUCAACAUCACGCCCAAUUCCACUUACCAGAUCGUUUUUGAAGGUGUCCGUGGGACAAGCUACCAAGGAGACAUUGCCAUCGAUGACAUCAGUCUUACAAAUGGAUUGUGCGGGUCCCUCCACACAUGUGGAUUUGAAGAUCCAAAUAUCUGCAGUUAUCAACAGGAUCCACGUGACAACUUCGACUGGACACGUACUCAUGGACGAACAGCCUCCUUUGACACGGGACCCUCGAACGACCACACCUAUGGAACAAUCUCUGGUCACUACAUGUAUACCGAGGCCUCUGGCAAAAGCAAGGGACAAAACGCUAGACUUAUCUCCCCUGUUCAGAAGGCCACAAACGCUGCUUGUUUGACCUUCUGGUACCAUAUGUGGGGCAAAGCAACUGGUACCCUUAACGUCUAUGCUAAAGUCGGCGAUCAGUUCGGUGGAGCAAUAUGGACGCGGUCAGGCAACCAAGGCAACCUCUGGUUACAAGGGCGGGCGACUGUCAAAUCUCAAGGAAGCUGGGAGGCUGUGUUUGAGGCUGUCAUGGGCAGCGACUACACUGGUGACAUCGGUCUUGAUGAUGUCCUCAUCUUAGACGGAGCCUGUGGAGCCCCAGGAAACUGUAACUUUGAGAAGGGCAAGUGUAUGUGGAAGAACAUUGGAGGAGAUGACUUUGACUGGAUCUCUGGAUCAGGAAGAACUUCAAGUGCUUACACGGGACCAGUCUCUGACCAUACCACCGGCGGUGCCACAGGAACAUACAUGUUUAUCGAGACAUCUGCUCCUCGGGUACCAGGCGACAGGGCGUGGUUUCAGAGUCCUCUCCUGCCUCCCUUCACCACCACCCAAUGCAUGAGCUUCUGGUACAACAUGUAUGGACACUCGAUUGGACUUCUGAACGUGUAUAUUGACAACCAGGCCAACACCACUCACACCUGGGUGUGGGGGCAGAGUGGAAAUAAGGGUCAGGCUUGGCUUCAGGGACGGAUGCCACUGUCUGUUCAAAAAACUAGCUUCAUGAUACGGUUUGAAGGCGUGCGAGGCUCUGACUACUACGGAGAUAUAGCCAUAGAUGACAUUACAUUCACCACCUCAGCUUGUGGAUAUAUACCUUCAUCGGCAGACCCGUCAAAGAUUGCAUCGACCACUGUUCACUUGACAAGCCCAACACCCAGCACAUUUGUUUCACAGUCCAAGUAUGACUGUGACUUUGAGACUAACCUGUGCUCAUGGACCCAAGCCACAGAUGAUCAGUUUGACUGGACGAGAACACAGGGUCCAACCGGCAGCAGCAGUACCGGUCCAACUGUCGACCACACCAAAGGGACGAGAAAUGGCUGGUACAUGUACAUUGAAACAUCAGCGCCUCGUAUCGAGAAUGACACAGCACGGCUCGUCUCUGCCCAGCUGACAACCAAUCAGGCCUACUGUCUCCAGUUCUGGCACCACAUGUACGGGCCGAACAUCAACAGACUUACUGUCUACCUACGGCAUGGAUCAACCCUUGGUAAUCCGAUAUGGUCCAAAAUGAAGUCCCAAGGCAACAAAUGGAUCUUUGGACAAAUACAGAUUGCAAAACAAACAUCAUCAGUCAACAUCGUGUUCGAGGGAAUCCGAGGCCCCAGCUAUGCCGGUGAUAUUGGCCUAGAUGACAUCAAGGUCAUCGCGGGCACGUGUCCCUCUAAAGACGGACUCAGCUGCACAUUUGAGCCUGCAGACCUGUGUGGAUGGACACAGGACAAAACGGACACCUUUGAUUGGUCACAGCAAGGUGGAAGGACAGGAUCAUUUGGCACAGGUCCAAGCAGUGAUCAUACACUCGGAACGAUUACUGGCAAGUACAUGUACAUUGAGACGAGUGCUCCACAGAAACAAGGCGACUAUGCACGCCUUAUUAGCCCGACGGUCAACACACUGGCACCCCAGUGCAUGUCAUUCUACUACAACAUGUAUGGUAAGAACAUAGGCAUGCUCCAAAUCUACAUCAAGACUACAGGCAACCUGACGUCCCCAAUCUGGUACAAGACACUGAACCAGGGCAACUCGUGGAUCCCGGGACAAGUCACAAUAAGUGGUCAACAACCCUACCAGGUUGUGUUUCAAGGCGUCGUUGGAAAUGGCUAUGAAGGAGACAUUGCAAUCGACGACGUCAGUGUAGCAGUGGGCGCUUGCCAGAUGCCAGGGAACUGUGACUUUGAACGUGGGCUCUGUACCUGGCGAAAUCUUCAUGGUGUAGACAAAUUUGACUGGAUCAUCGGUAUUGGGUCAACAUCAAGUCAAUACACUGGACCAAGCUUUGACCACACCGUAGGAACAUCUGCAGGGCAUUACGCCUUCAUCGAGUCGUCAGGCCGGACUGCGGGCGACUCUGCAAUGCUGAUGGGCCGCCUGUUCAAGCCAACGAAUGGGAUGUGUAUGAGUUUUUGGUUCCACAUGUACGGUGCCGACUCUGGCACACUGAACGUCAACCUCAAGGGCCCCAACACCACGACAACUAUCUGGACACUGUCAGGUGACAGAGGCGAUGUCUGGACACAGGGUCGGGUCAAGAUCUUUAACAAGAACCCCUUUAAUAUGAUAUUCCAAGCAAUAAGAGGAAAAGGAUACAAGAGCGAUAUCGCCAUUGAUGAUGUCGUAUUCACAGAUGCCUCUUGUCAAAUCCUUCCAUUCGAAGCCAACCCUGCCGGUCCUACACUGUCUCCGAUACCAACGUCGUCAUCAGCACCGUCCACUACGCCGGUUCCAUCCCCUUAUGACUGUAACUUUGAGACGGGCUACUGCAAGUGGACACAGGCCAAGGAUGACCAGUUUAACUGGACCCGAGCUCGUGGCCCUACCGUCACUCAGGGGACUGGGCCCUCUAGUGACCACACUACAGGAAAUGGAAACGGAUAUUACAUCUUCAUCGAGACUUCAUAUCCGCGAAAGCCAAACGACACAGCCCGUCUGUUGUCCCCAAGUCUGUCAAGCACAUCUGGCUCAUGUCUGCGCCUGUGGUACCACAUGUACGGCCCUCACAUCAACAGACUCAGCGUCUACACCGUCGUCGCCACCAAAAGAACGCAGAUAUGGACCAGAGCAGGAACUCAGGGCAACAGUUGGAAACAGGCUGUCAUUGACAUUACAAGUCCACAGACAUUCCAGAUUGCCGUUGAAGGGAUGCGUGGUCUAAGUUUCCAAGGCGACAUAGCUGUUGAUGACAUUAACUUCUCCAACCACCCAUGUCCUUCAUCAACAAUUGCCGACUGUGAUUUCGAGGACAUCCACCUGUGUGGCUUUCAUCAGACCAGGACAGGCGACAAGUUUGAUUGGACUUGGACAACACAGAGGACCUCUAGCGUCAAUACUGGACCCAACGCUGAUCACACAUACGGAACCAACAGAGGUCAUUAUCUGUACACGGAGGCCAGCUCUCCUCGUCGGAGGGGUGACAACGCCUUACUAAUAAGUCCAAUCUACCCGCCGAGCUCCGGCGAGUGUCUUCAGUUCUAUUAUCACAUGUACGGUUCAACAAUGGGCUCAAUGAAUGUGUACAGACAGCCGGCUUCUGGUCCAAGGGUAAAGAUCUGGAGCAAAUCUGGUAACCAAGGCAACACGUGGCAGAUCUCCCAAGUAUCCCUGACAAGCACCACCAAUUUUACCAUAAUAUUUGAAGGCAUCAUUGGCAGUAGCUACUACAGCGACAUGGCCAUCGACGACGUCAGUAUCAAAAACGGUCGCUGCGCCCUACCAGGAAACUGCGACUUUGACAACGGCUGGUGUACAUGGAUAAACGUAAAAUCUGGAGACAAAUUUGACUGGCUGCUUUUGAAAGGUCACACAACAAGUUCAUAUACGGGACCAAGCUUCGAUCACACAACGCAAAGUGCCAAUGGUCAGUACGCCUAUAUCGAAUCAUCCAGCCCCCGUCGUCCAGGUGAUAAUGCGCUCCUUGAGAGUCAGGUCUUCCCUUCCACUGCUCUCCGGUGCUUCAAGUUCUGGUACCACAUGCUAGGCAGUGGAAUUGGGACCCUCAAUGUGUACAAAGUGUCAGGGAACAACAAGGUCUUGAUGUGGUCACUCAGCGGAAACCAAAAAGAUUUCUGGCACUUCGGGCAGUUUGGAAUCAAAAGCCCAACUGGCACAUACAAGAUUCAACUCGAGGGCAUUGUUGGGAGCAGCUACACAGGCGACAUUGCUGUCGACGACGUCAGCUUCACUAACGACAACUGUGCCAUUCAACCAACUACAGCCAACCCCAGCUUGCAGUCGACAACGUCCACAGUGCCACCUAGUCCAACAUCACAUUUCUCAACACCCACACCCACUCAAUACGACUGCAACUUUGAAUCUGGCACAUGUAUGUGGACUCAGUCCAUGACUGACGACUUCAACUGGACCAGGUCCCAAGGUCCCACAGGGUCACUGGAAACUGGACCCACUAACGAUCACACCAAAGGCACUGGACAAGGAUGGUACAUGUUCAUCGAAACAUCAAGUCCAAGGAAGCCAAACGACACUGCCCUUCUUGUCAGUCCGGUGAUCCAGGCCGGGCCUACCAGAUGCAUCAGUUUCUGGUUCAGUAUGUAUGGCCCGGAUGUUAAUACGCUCAAUGUUUAUAUGAAACCAUCCACGGGAGGUUCAGGGAAGGGAACGCUCAUCUGGACUCGGUACGGAACUCAGGGCAAUCAGUGGAACCAUGCUGAUGUCACCGUCAUACCCAGUGGAAACUACCAGAUACUGUUUGAGGGUGUCAGAGGACUAAAUUUCAAGGGGGACAUUGCCAUCGAUGACAUCAGAGCUGCUAUGGGACCAUGCCAAUCAAUAGCCUCAAGCCACUCAUGCAACUUCGAAUCAGCAACUGUGUGUGGCUACACUCGGGACAAGACAGACGUGUUUGACUGGACCUGGCAACAUGGGUCUACCUCCAGCUCCGGGACAGGUCCCACGACAGACCACACGACUGGCACACAUUAUGGACACUACGUCUACAUCGAAACCUCUGCACCGCGACGUCCCAACGACACAGCACGUCUGAUCAGCCCCACCUACACAUCUACCAACGGUCAGCCACGCUGCGUGCAGUUCUUCUACCAUAUGUACGGAAGCAAUAUCGGCACCUUUAAUGUGUAUAGUAUUCCGGAAAAUAACCCAACCAACAACUUAACUAAUCCAUCAUGGACUAGGUCGUAUAAUCAAGGCAACAGAUGGUUGAAGGCAUUGGUUCCUGUCUACACGCCUGGAAAUUUCAAGGUCGUCUUUGAAGGCAUAGUUGGUACAAGCUUCCUGGGUGACAUUGCCCUGGACGAUGUUUUGGUUGGUCAGGGAGCAUGCCCUAAAUCAGGAUUCUGCGACUUCGAGCAAGACAUGUGCACUUGGUCCAACACUCGUUAUAACGACAAUUUUGAUUGGAUGCGGUCAAAGGGUAGGACAACUAGCAGUAUGACCGGUCCCAGCGUUGACCACACUCUUAGCAGUGGCGCCGGUUACUACAUGUUCAUGGAGGCCAGUUCACCUCGACUUCCUGGAGACCGGGCGCGUCUCAUGAGCCAGACCUAUCCUCCGGUCACUGGCGGCGCGUGUAUGCAGUUUUGGUAUCACAUGUACGGCUCGGACAUUGGCACGCUCAGAGUGAAAGUGUUGGUCAACAGCAGUCACGACUCAACAAGCACCGAGGCGACUUUGUGGGAGGUGAGCGGCGACUCUGGCGAUCAAUGGAACAACGGACAAGUGAACAUCUCCAAGAUCUACACCAGUAAACCCUAUCAGAUAAUCAUCGAGGGAGUAAGAGGGAAAGGUUACCAUGGCGACAUUGGCUUGGAUGAUAUCAGCGUUACCAAAUCCCCAUGCCAGACUGUGCCGAGCUAUGCACCACCAUCAAGCCAAGUCUCAGGCAGUGCAAUGUGCGGCUUUGACUCAAACAACAUCUGCAGCUGGACCCAGAGUUUAGCGGACAACUUCAACUGGACACUCAACUCUGGACAUACACCAUCUUCAGGCACUGGACCUAUCGGCGACCAUUCUGGAAUGGGGUCUUACCUUUACCUGGAGUCAUCCUACCCAAGGAAGCCUGGCGACAAGGCUGUGCUGGUGUCCCCAGUGUUGCCCCCAACUGGCACCACCUACUACUGCUUUAAUUUCUGGUACCACAUGUAUGGACCAAACAUCGGCGCCCUCAAUAUUCGGAUCUUUAUUGAAGGAACAGUGGCGAAUGGAGUCUUCGGUGACAUCGCUAUUGAUGAUCUCAGCAUGGCUGCCAACGCCUGCCCUGGAACAAAACUGUGCGACUUUGAGAUUGACACCUGCGGCUAUACACAAGAUAAAACGGACAACUUUGAUUGGCUGAGACAUUCACAGGGAACGACGAGUUUUGCAACAGGGCCGAGCGUAGAUCACACGGAAGGAACAGCUGGUGGUUACUACAUGUAUAUUGAGGCCUCAGCUCCACGCUUACCACACGACAAGGCAAGAAUGGUCUCCCCAGCAUACCAGCAGACAUCCGCAGAGUGCCUGCAGUUCUACUACCAUAUGCACGGCAACACCAUGGGCAGCCUCAACGUCUACGUCUCUGUCAACGGCAACAGGGGCAGCCCCGUGUGGACACGGAGUGGUGAACAGGGAAACAAGUGGAUUCUUGGAGAAGUGACCGUCAAGGCAUCCACUAAAUAUCAGGUGGUGUUCGAAGGUGUUCGAGGAAGCAGCUACUACAGCGACAUUGGUCUCGACGACAUCUACAUCGACAAUGCGGCAUGUCCGACGCCUGGCUCUUGUGACUUUGAAACUGGACUCUGUGCCUUUACAAAUAUUCAAGGGGAUGAUUUUGAUUGGACACGUGCUAAGGGUGCUACCCAAUCGUAUUAUACCGGUCCUUCCACUGACCACACCACACACUCUGUGAAUGGCUACUACAUGUUCAUUGAAUCCAGUUCCCCAAUGGUGACGGGUGAAAAGGCGUGGCUUCUUAGUGAGAAGUUGCCAGCUACAACAGGCUCUUGUCUCACUUUCUACUACAACAUGAACGGAGCAGGUAUGGGAACUUUAUCCGUGUACCAACUGGGCACGUUGUCAAACAAGACCAUCUUCAGUGUCACUGGGAACAAAGGCAAUGUCUGGCUGCAAGAUCGGGUAACUCUCACCUCAAACACUCCCUAUCGGUUCAUGUUUGAGGGCAAAAAGGGAGUAAACUACACAAGCGACAUGGCCAUUGACGACGUCAGCCUGCUAGUCGGAAAUUGUGCCUCUCAGACGACACCAGGACCCUCGACAGUCCAGCCUGUGUCCACCACAGCUCCACUUUACAGCUGCGACUUCGAGCAUGGCUCUUGUGGAUGGUCGCAAAGUUACACUGACUCAUUCGACUGGACGCUCCACCAAGGCUCCACCGGAAGUGUAGGAACUGGACCAAGCUUUGACCACACAACGAUGAGCACACAAGGCCACUACAUCUACAUCGAAGCGUCGGGGAAGCAGCCAAACGCAUCAGCCGCCUUUGUAAGCCCAACGUUCACAACAACAGGUCCGACGUGCGUCACGUUCUGGUACCACAUGUACGGUUACCAUGUCAACCGUCUUGGAGUCUAUCUGCAGAGCACCGGCAAGUUUCAACAACAGUGGACCAAAAUCGGUACCCAGGGAAAUCAGUGGAAAUAUGCUGAGGUGGAAAUAGGAGCAGUCAUUAAUACCCAGGUUGUGUUUCAAGCCCUGCGUGGUAUCGGCUACCAAGGAGAUAUUGCCUUAGAUGACCUCAAGAUUCUCAACGGAGCCUGUCCUGCGCCAUCAUACUGUGACUUCGAAGACAUUAAACUGUGCGGCUACACCCUGACCAGCACUGAUUGGUCAAGAACACAAGGGACUGGACCAGUCAAAGACCACACAUAUGGAACAAGCCAAGGGCAUUAUAUGUAUAUCUCCCCCAAUCCUGCCACAAUGAAAGUAACGAAGGCCCAGAUGUACAGCAAGCAGUACCCUCCACCACCCAAUGGCCAGUGCGUCUCAUUCUGGUAUAUCAUGAGUGGUCGUAAUGGCGGUACCUUCAACCUGUACGCCAAGCAGGAGAGCGACAAGACCCUGGCCAAGCCCAAGUGGAGUCUGUACGGAGACCAGGGCAACAGGUGGAAGCUUGCUAGGAUUGAUGUCACUGCACAAGAGAAAUACCAGCUCGUGUUUGAGGCAAUUCAGGGCAGUGGCACAGGAACUUUCAUUGCCCUUGACGACAUCAGCGUGUCCAGCGCUUCCUGCGCCUCCGUUGCCUCCUGCGACUUCGAAAACAGUUUUUGCAGCUGGAUGCAGUCCAAGUCAGAUGAUUUUGACUGGACAAGGCGUCGGGGGAGCACACCGUCCUCCUUUACCGGACCCAUGACUGACCACACACUCGGAAGUAGCACAGGUUACUACGCCUUUAUUGAAUCCAGUUCCCCAAACAAGGCAGGCGACAUCGCCACCCUCCAGUCCCAGAUCAUCCCAAUGAACAGUGCAGUGCCUAACUAUUGUCUCAGCUUCUGGUACGACAUGAACGGUGCCUCCAUCGGCAGCCUCAACGUCUCCCUCCAGUACCCUCAGUCUCAGCCUCAGAUGAUCUGGUCGCUUAGUGGUGCCCAAGGCAACAAGUGGCAACAAGCUUUUGCCAGGAUAGACAACCCAUAUGACAACUUCGAGUUGUAUAUUUCUGCAUCUGUGGGCUCCAGCUAUACGGGAGACAUCGCCAUUGACGACCUUAACCUUAUCACCGACUCCUGUGACAGCGCUCAAAAAGGGGCAAAUGGCACCUUCUUCUGCCAGGACACCGCCAACACAAGCGUCCCUCUGUCGAACGUUUGCAAUUUCAUCCGUGACUGUCCAAACGGAAACGACGAAUUACAGUGUGGUGACUGUGGAUUUGAGGGCACUUACUGCACUUGGACAGAUGAUAGUCAAGGAAGCUUCCAAUGGACCCUGGGACAAAAUGAAACCAGGACGUCAAACACUGGUCCCAGCUUUGACCACACCUAUAACAGCCCUAAAGGCACGUACCUGUAUGUUGACGCAAGCUACGGCACAAGGAGCAGUGUAGCAGAGUUGGUUGGCCCCAAGCUGGGUGCCUCCAGUUCCACCUGUCAGAUGUCCUUCUGGUACUUCAUGUAUGGAGCAGGUAUUGGCACACUGAAUGUGGCAGCCCGGGCAGACAACAGAGACACCGUACUGUGGGAGAGACACGGGAACCAGGCUAAAAAGUGGCUCAAUGGAAUAAUUGACAUCGGAAGGAUAUCUACCUCAUUCAACAUCGUCAUCCAAGGCAGCAGAACAUUCAGUGUGCUGGGCGACAUCGCUAUCGACGACGUCCAAUUCAUCAACUGCAACUUCCCUCCUGUUCAACCAACCUGUAGCGGAAGUCAGUUCAGAUGCAAGAGGGGUGCAUGUGUACCAAACUCCGACCGCUGCGACUUCUCUGACGACUGCGGAGACGGUAGUGACGAAACCCAAUGUACAAGCUACCCGGCACGGUGUGACUUUGAAACCAGCCUCUGCAGCUGGACACAGGAUAAGGGAGACAACUUCGACUGGACGAGAUCCAACGGUCAGACAAGCUCAGUUGAAACCGGACCAUCACGUGACCACACCAGAGGAACAUCUCUUGGUUACUAUCUAUUCAUUGAGACGUCAAGCCCACGUAAGCAAGGAGACAGGGCCCGUCUUGUUAGUCCGACCUUCAACCCAACCAUGAGCAGGAAACGAGCAGCGACAACGUGCACGCUCCGGCUCUACUACCACAUGUACGGCAGAUCCAUUGGGGCUCUGACUGUCUACAGUCGAACAUCAACAAACGGAGCUUUACAGAAGAUCUGGACCAAAACCGGAAAUGUUGGAGAUUUCUUUGAGAGAGCAGACAUCCAAAUUUACGCUGCACAAACAUUCCAAAUUGUCAUUGAAGGUGUCGUUGGCAAUGGCUACACAGGCGAUAUCGGCAUUGACGACUUGUCAGUAACACCCGGAUGUGUACCGAGUUCAUCGGUUCUUCCAACUGGCUCGCCAACCCCUCCGACCACGCCGAACCCAUGUGGUUUUAACCAAUCAAAAUGUGACAACGGCCAGUGCAUCCCAGCAUCUCAAGUGUGUGACUUCAUCGUUCAGUGUCUGGACAAAUCUGACGAGAAGAGCUGCGGUACCUGCACCUUUGAGAAUGGCCAAUGUGGCUGGAUGGACAUCAGCACCGGUACCUACAAGUGGAGCUCAUACCAAGGAGUUGCUGGCACAGUCGGCCCCAGCGUCGACCACACCGACAACAACCAAACCGGCCACUACAUGGUGCUUGGACAAGGGUCAGGGGUCUACAAGAGCCGCGGUCAACUGGCCAGUCCUAUCUUUGGGGCAACUGGACCCAGCUGCCGGAUGAGCUUCUACCACCAUAUAUUCGGAAUGAGCGCAGGCAACCUGCGUGUGCUGCUGCAACAUAGCACACAUCCUAAUGACGUCGUCACUCUGUGGAGCCACACUGGUAACCAAGGCAACAGCUGGAUAACAGACACAGUUGACAUUGGGCAAAUCAAUGCUGGCUACAGGGUUGUGUUCGAUGGUCUGCCUUCACCAGGCUACGGAAAAUACGAUGUCGCCAUUGAUGAUGUCACAUUCCUGGACUGCCAGACGGGAGUAGUGUACAACGAUACAAGCAUGAACUGUACCUUCGAAACCGGAUACUGCGGAUUCUUCCAGGAGUCACUGGACAACUUCGACUGGACCAGAACCAAUCGAUCAACACCAUCAUCGGGAACUGGUCCUGAUCGGGACCACACCACCGGACACGGAUUCUACAUCUACAUCGAAACAUCUUCUCCACGACGAUAUGGCGAGAAAGCACAACUCACUUCUGGUGUCCAGAAAGCAACUGACCAAACUGGCGCCUGUCUGACGUUCUGGUAUCACAUGUUUGGACCCUAUGUUAGCACCCUGAAUGUGUACAUGAGAACAGGAGGUUCCACUGUCAACAACUCGGUCAUCUGGACCCGUUCCAAGUCCGUAGGGAAUGUGUGGACGCAGGCACAGAGAUGGAUUACCAGCACUCAACCGUAUCAGGUUAUGUUUGAGGGUACCGUUGGCCAAAGUUAUCUGGGAGAUAUCGCACUUGAUGAUAUAUCACUCAUGCCAGGACCGUGCCCUGCUUCAUAUGUAUGUGACUUUGAGGUCGACACCUGCGGUUACACGCAAGACACAAAUGAUAACUUCGACUGGACUAGAUGGAGAAAUGGUACCACUUCGCUUAAUACUGGGCCCAGCUACGACCACACUACCGACAGCGGCUUAGGAUACUACAUGUACAUUGAGUCAUCGACACCGAGGGUUGGGGGAGACACAGCACGAUUGACCAGUCCAUCAUACCCAGCAGUCACGGCGCCGAAAUGUGUCAAGUUCUGGUACCACAUGUACGGGAAUCAGGUCGGCCAGUUGAACGUGUACGUCAAGUCUCAAGGAGUGAUGGGGACGGCGGCUUGGUCCAAAUCCUUCAACCAACUGAACCAGUGGCAUCAUGGAACAGCUGAUGUAAACAAACAGACCUCAUGGCAGAUUGUGUUCGAAGGCGUUAUAGGAUCUGGUUACCACGGCGACAUUGCAAUUGAUGACAUCCGUAUCGUUGACGGCAAAUGUCCUGUACCCGGAAGUUGCACAUUCGAAUAUGACACGUGUGGUUACAGCGAUGGACACAACAACGGCGACCAGUUUGACUGGUUGAGGAGCUCAGGAGGGACACUUUCGGUUGGAACAGGACCCAGCGUCGACCACACAUCAAACUCAGACCAAGGAUACUACAUGUACAUUGAAGCCAGUGGACGUAACAAGAACGACAGAGCCUGGCUGUACAGCGAAUACCUCCUCCCGACAUCAUCUUCCUGCCUCUCCUUCUGGUAUUUCAUGUAUGGAACGGACGUGGGAGCACUGCGCGUCUAUCAGGCAAAUCCCUCCAAGAGCACGCUCAUCUGGUCUAUGAAUGGAAACCAGGGACAGCAGUGGAUCAACGCCAGGCUCCACAUCAACAGCACCGUCAGCUACCAAGUCAUCUUUGAUGGCGAAAUUGGGACGGGUUAUCAUGGAGAUAUAUCUAUUGACGACAUCGCCAUAACACUUGGUCUCUGCAACGCAACCACCGCGACCACCCCAACUGCAGCCAUCACCACCGUGACCUAUGCCCCAACUGUUGUUGACUGCAACUUUGACAGCGACAACAUCUGUCAUUGGCAUCAAGACACCACCGACGACUUUGACUGGACCUUACAACAGAAUUCCACAGGCUCUAUCAACACUGGACCAACAUUUGACCAUACCACACAAACAUCUAAGGGGUACUACAUCUACACAGAGGCUUCUGGUAAGAGGGGCAAUUAUACAGCUCGAAUCAUAAGCCCCAGCAUAACAGUCGACACAGUGGGGAAAUGUCUAAAGUUCUUCUUCCACAUGUACGGAGGACAAGUGGGGCGUCUCGAUGCAUACGCAAUGCAAGGGACAACACUCGGCAAGCCAAUUUUCACCAGAAUCGGUGACCAAAACAAUCGGUGGAACUACGGUGAUAUUUACCUGACCCCUCAAACCCUAUCCACCCCGCAGACAGGAUCCACUGUCAUACAGCUUGCGUUUGAAGGUAAAAUCGGGACAGGUUACCAAGGAGACAUUGCUCUUGACGACAUCUCGCUCAACGAUGGACCAUGCCCACCUGACCAAGUAUGUGACUUUGAAUCCCCCGACAUCUGUAGUUAUCGCCAAGAUCAAACAGACAAUUUCGAUUGGACACGAGCACAUGGAUCGACUUCGUCGUCUGGCACGGGUCCACCUAACGACCAUACAUAUGGAACUUUCAAUGGUUACUACAUGUACAUUGAGGCUUCGGCUCCGCGGAAACAAGGUGACAAAGCUCGUCUGAUUGGCCCUCAUUUCAACAAAAUUAGUGGACAGUGUCUUCAGUUUUACUAUCACAUGAAUGGAGUUACCAUGGGAACGCUGAAUGUGUAUUUCAAGAAACAGGGCAGUCUUGGACACGCAGUCUGGUCGAGGUCCGGUAACCAAGCUACCGAUUGGCUCCCAGCUCAGAUAAAUCUAAACAGCGACGUGCCAUUUAAUGUGAUCUUCGAGGGCAUAGUUGGGAGGUCCUACUACAGUGACAUAGCAAUCGAUGACAUCACAGUCAAGCCUCGACUCUGCCAGCCUUCAGGAGGUUGCGAUUUUGAAUUUGAUACCUGCUUAUGGACUAACGCCGUCGUUGGAGACGACUUUGAUUGGCUGAGAGGCAGUAAGAGCACAGGUUCAUUUGGCACGGGACCAACAACUGACCACACUCUUGGAUCAGCACAAGGUCACUACAUGUACAUUGAGUCAUCUAGUCCAAGAAAACAGGGAGACAGAGCGCGGUUGACGUCCGAGGUUCUGAAAAUGACCACUGGGGGGUGUCUGACAUUCUGGUACAGUAUGUAUGGAGCAGCCAUGGGAACUCUCAAUGUCUACCUUGACCCCUCUGUUGCAACACCAAAUGCACCUCUACAGAACCUUUGGCAUCGCACGGGCAACCAGGGCAUGCAAUGGGGCAAUGCAGCUGUGUCUGUUCAGUCCCCAGCUCAAUUCAGAAUCAUAUUCGAAGCUAUUGUCGGAACAAGCUACACUAGCGACAUCGCUAUUGAUGAUCUGAGAGUCACACCAGGACUAUGCUCAUCCAUCAGUGCACCAACUCAAUUCACCUGCAAAAAUGGACAGAAAAUCUCAGCAAGUAAAGUGUGUGACUUCAGCCAGGACUGUACUGACAACAGUGAUGAACUAGCCUGUGGCAACUGUACAUUUGAAUCAGGUCUCUGCUCGUGGAAUGAUGCAAGCAAGGGGUCCUUCAGAUGGCAGAUUGGUCAGAACAGCACCAUGACGUCCACAGGUGGGCCAAAUGUAGACCACACAAUGGGAACAAUUUAUGGACACUUUUUGUACGUUGACAGUGCCAAAGGAACUGCAAAUUCACAGGCAACAUUGACCAGUCCUACAAUGAGGCAGUCCUCAUCCACGUGUCAGAUGCGCUUCUAUUACAUGAACAGUGGAACCAGUUAUAACAAUGGACAGAUAACAAUAUCCAUUCAGCUUGGAUCAAGAACAACUGUCAUCUUAAGAGAAACUGCCAGAACAGGAAACGUGUGGACACUCGGAUAUGCAGACAUUGGCAGAAUAAGUGCAUCAUUCCAAGUACUUGUCGAAGCAACCAGAAGCUACUAUUCAAGAAGUGUAGUAUCUGUGGAUGAUAUUGCCUUCAUCAACUGUGCGCUCCCAGCGGUCCAAGUCAGCUGUAAUGCAACAACACAGUUCCAGUGUGCGAGUGGAGCUUGUGUGGACCUGUUCCGAAUUUGUGAUACUACCGAUGAUUGUGGAGAUAACAGUGAUGAAGCCAAAUCCCUCUGUCUCGGGGCAUCGACGUGCACCUUUGAACAGUCUUUCUGUCACUGGACACAGAGCACAAAGGAUAAUUUCAACUGGAUAAGACAAAGAGGACCAACAUCAUCAGGAAGCACUGGGCCAACGAGAGACCACACUACCAACAUGAAUUCUGGGUACUACAUCUAUAUUGAAUCUUCUGCUCCUCGCAGAACAGGUGACAAAGCACAACUUCUUAGCAGAGUGAUCCAACCUGCUUCAUCAUCGGAUCAUUGUUCCUUAACGUUUUACUACCACAUGUAUGGCGUGGGGACAGGGUCGCUGAACGUAUACAUGGUAACUCAGAGAGGAGGAUAUGUGCAGAAGAUGUGGAGCAAGACUGGAAACAGGGGCGACUUAUGGGCAAGAGCAACAGUUCCCCUUACAAACACCCAGAACUUCCAAAUAAUGAUAGAAGGAGUCCGUGGAACUACAUACACUGGUGAUAUAGCUGUUGAUGACACUGUAAUCAGUCCAAAUUGCAGGAUAACAGGUAUCACACUACCAACGGCAUUGUAUCCCGCGACAUCACCAACCACCACAGUCAAUCCCUGCAGUAGUGGAGGUCAUAAGUGUGGUGACGGAACUUGUGUGACUACAUCUAAGGUCUGUGACUACACUCCAGACUGCUCUGAUCGUUCUGAUGAAAGAAACUGUGGACCAUGCGACUUUGAAACUGACUCAUGUGGAUGGACAGACUUCAGCACAGGCAGGUUCAAUUGGACUAAGAGUACCAGUUCAGUCAUGGGUACAAAAGGCCCUGCAGCAGAUCACACUCUACGUUCAAACAAGGGUCACUAUAUGUUUGUGGAAGAUUCCAGAGGUGUAUUCUUUAGUUCCGCUGUCCUUCAGAGUCCUACAUUACCACCAGCAUCAAGAUACUGCCAAAUGUUCUUCUACUAUAAUAUGCGAGGACAAACGGCUGGAACUUUUGAGGCAGGAAUAGUUAUCAACGGUACUUACAAACGCCUUUACAGUAGAAGGUCGAGUCCAUACUAUUCGUCAACAGCAUGGUACCGAGGCACAGUGUACAUCGGAGCAUCAUUUAGAAACGCCAUACCAAAUAAUUACACAGUCCAAUUCAAGGUUCUGCCAUCUCAAGGCUUCACCUCUACAUCCACUUCUGAUAUUGCUAUUGAUGACGUUUCAUUCAACUAUUGUGACAGAAAAGUGUACCCACCAAACCUCGCUUGCAAUUUUGAAAAGGAUCUGUGUUCCUGGGCCCAGGCCCAAGAUGAUCAGACCAAGGUUUGA
Molecule: messenger RNA, 26349 nt
Organism: Haliotis rufescens (red abalone)
Lineage: Eukaryota; Metazoa; Mollusca; Gastropoda; Lepetellida; Haliotidae
Product: MAM and LDL-receptor class A domain-containing protein 1-like
Exons: 140
Coding region: 4-26349 (8781 amino acids)
Cellular component (GO): membrane
Molecular function (GO): protein binding
Source: RefSeq, a predicted model, not a curated record